CAGGUCGCUCGACCUCAGUUAAAAUGGCGACCGUAGUAGCUUCACUAACGUGUAAUCCGUACCAGGGAGGCUUCCGGCGUCCGGCCGCAGAGCGAGACGGGAAACUAUUUUAAACUGAGGCGGCGGCUGAGCCCUGGGGUGCCGCUUCUCAAAGGCGGGAUUUCCGAGCUAGCUGGGCCUCUGAAGGGCUCAAGUGGAGAGGGGUUGAGUUGGGACCCGCUGCCCCUUAUUCUUUCUCUUCUCUGGCAGAAGCCGACUCCGCAGGAGCGAGGGUCGCAGAGCUGGUGGGUGGAUCAGCGGAAAUGCCCCUCCUGGGGUGAAGUCGCCGGACGUCUGAGGAAACAGUUUGUGUCCCUGGUGAACCCCGUUAUUGUGGAGCGAGAGGGAAUUUGAAGGGGCCAAGGAUUCCUUCCGAACUCUCUCUUAGCUGCCGUUUUGGCGAUUUUUUUUUUUUUUUAAACUUCAGGGGGUUUUAGUUUCUACCUAGUUUUGGAACCAGACUUGAAGAAUGAUUCGUGAAGCCAGAAUGGGUGACAGAGUCAUCACGGCAUCUUAUUGAUCAUGGAUUCUUAUGAUACACCAGGAUCGACUCCUAGGCACAGUGCGUCCUCAAGGCUUAAAGAUUACUUUAUAGGUGCCACCCCUUUGCAGAAACGAUUAGAAUCAGUCAGGAAGCAGACUUCAUUUAUCCCAACGCCACCUCGAAGGAAAAUUCCUCAGUGUUCACAAUUACAGGAAGAUAAUGAUCCUCAAAAAGUUGCGUUCCUUCUGCAUAAACAAUGGACUUUAUAUAGUUUAACUCCCCUGUAUAAAUUCUCCUAUACUAAUCUCAAAGAGUAUUCUAGACUUCUGAGUGCAUUUAUUGCUGCUGAGAAGCAAAAAGGGCUUGCUGUGGAAGUGGGAGAAGACUUCAACAUCAAAGUGACUUUCUCCACUCUCCUAGGAAUGAAAGGAACACAAAGAGACUCUGAAGCCUUUCUCGUCCAGAUUCUGUCAAGAUCUCAAUUGCCAUCUGAGAACAGAGAACUUAAAGUGUUGUGGACUGGUUGGUUCUGCUGUAUAUUUGGAGACAGUCUUCUGGAGACUGUUUCAGAAGAUUUCACCUGUGUACCCUUAUUCCUUGCAAAUGGAGCAGAGACAAAUACAGCCAUAGUAGGAACAUGGUUUCAGAAAACUUUCGAUUGUUAUUUCAGUCCCUUAGCAAUCAAUGCUUUUAAUCUUUCCUGGAUGGCUGCUAUGUGGACUGCAUGCAAAAUGGACCAGUAUAUGGCUGCUACCGAAUUUCUUUGGUCUGUACCCUGUAGCCCUCAAAGUCUGGACAUUUCUUAUGCCAUACAUCCAGAGGAUGCAAAAGCUUUGUGGGACAGUGUCCACAAAACCCCUGGGGAAGUUACUCAGGAAGAGGUUGACUUAUUUAUGGACUGCCUUUAUUCACAUUUCCAUAGGCAUUUCAAAAUUCAUUUAUCAGCCACAAGAUUGGUCCGUGUUUCUACAUCUGUAGCUUCAGCACAUACUGAUGGAAAAAUAAAGAUUCUGUGUCAUAAAUACCUUAUUGGAGUCUUGGCAUAUUUGACAGAACUGGCAAUUUUUCAAAUUGAUUGAAGUCUUGUGGGGACUAUAAAUGAUGGAUUAUAUGCUUUUUUUCUCACUGAUUAUUUGCCUAAUUGCUAUUCUGAGAGGCCCCGCAGGAGAAAUAAGCAUCUGUCUCUGCAUCUGUUUUCCUCUCAGUGCCUUUGGAAUUGCCCAGAUGGAAUGGAAUUCAAGAAGGAUCUAGAAGAAAAAAGAAGGUGAUAGUGAAUGAAUCACAGCCAGGUGCUCCAUAAUAGUCACGAUGAUCUGGGAUGCCAGUGUCUAGAAAAUGCUGAGUUGUUAUUUUCUUGGACCAUCUUUCUAAAAAAUAUGUAAUGUUUAUUACAUCAAAUUUUUAGGAUUCAAAUGAGGUAUCUCUAAUAUUAUUUCUGAUUUGGAUCUUUAAAACCGUCAGUUCCUUUUAAGCAUUUUAGAGUUGGAUCCAGAAAGAAUUUCUGUCUUCUAAAGACAUUUUCCUAGUAUCAUUUCACUGUAGAGAGCUGGCAAUUAAAAUCUCCAAAGGAACCUGGAGAUUAACAUACACUUUUUAAAGCCACUAAUAUGCUUCUGUUUUUAAUACUGUUCAAUUCUUAUUGCAAUGUUGAAUUAAAUAUUUUUAAAAUGAAGCAGUGUGUUUAUCAGUGUCUUGGUGACAGAUCUUUAAUGUAUCAAGAGCGAGAAUUGUAGUCUUUUUCUCUAGCACAAAUGUUAUAAGCCAACAAUUAUAUAGAAUCAGAGGCAACUGUGAGUCUCUUGCGGGCAGAGAUUAUCUUAACUUUCAUGCCCCUAAUCUUGCUUUAGCACAGUACUUAGUAAAUAUCUGCAGGUUAAGUGAACGCAUUUUAACCAGCUCUUCCAUUUUAUAGAUGCAAACUAUGAGUUCGAGCAACCUGGGAGACUUGCCCAACUUGCUAUAUCGAGGUCUCUAAAUUUUAAUUUAUUGAGCAUAGGAAGAUUUUGUUUUACUUUGCAAAUGAUGUUUUUUAAAAUUUGUUUGAAAGAAAAGAACUUUAAUAGGCUGUCAUUCUAGAAACAAACAAGGUCAACUUCUGGAUUGGGGUAUCAUUUCACAUACAUCAUGAAUAGCAGGGAUAGUGGAAAAAGCAUGGGCUUUGGAGUCAGACAGUAUUUUCAUUUAACUAAUAUUAAGCUCCUAUGUUGUACUUGAAAUUGUAUUGAGCAACAGGGGUAUAGCAAUGAAGACAGAAAAUAUCCCUGUCAUGUGGAAAUUAUAUUCUAGUGGAGGAAGGUAAAAAUAAUUUCAGUUGAGAUAAAUGUUAUAAAGAAAAUAAGGCAGUACAUCACAGAAAGGGGUGAUUUUUUUUAUACCGUUGUCCAAGGUCUCUCUGAGGAAGUGACAUUUGAGCUGAGUCCUGAGUGGUGAGAGGGAACCAGCUGUGGGAAGGUGUGUGGAAGAAUGUGCUAGGCAGGUGAAAUGGCAAGAGCACAGGCCUUGAGAUGGCUUAGAACUUGGCUCAUUUGAGGAACAAAGGAAGUCUGUGUGUGUCUUGAGCAGAGUAAGGGUGGAGUAGUAGUAGAUGAAAGUGAAGAAAUUGUGCAACAGAGACUUAUUCCACUGACUAUGUCUUCGAAUUUUUGACUUGGCAUGUAGCUGUCUAGAAUAAAGAUGACCUUUUCCGGCCUUUCUCAGAGCUAGGGGUAGUCAUAUGACUUACGUUCUGACCCAUGGUCUAUAAAUGGAAGGAUCGUGUAGAGCCUCCAGGAAAUCUUCCUUAAAAAACAGUGGGCUAGUACCCUUUGCCUUUUAAUUAUUCUUCCAUCUUUUCUGCUUGGAACACCUAUAAUGACUAUAGGUGACUAGAAUUCUAGCCAUUCUUUGUGGUCACGGGGAUGCAGUUUAGAUCAUAGGGGUGGUGGAGCAUGGUCUGAAAAGAGUUUGUGCUUCAGGGACUUUUUUUUUUUUAAGAUAUUAUUUAUUUAUUUGACAGGGAUCACAAGUAGGCAGAGAGGCAGGCAGAGAGAGAGGAGGAAGCAGGCUCCCCGCUGAGCAGAGAGCCCAAUGCGGGGCUCGAUCCCAGGACCCUGGGAUCAUGACCUGAGCCGAAGGCAGAGGUUUUAACCCACUGAGCCACCCAGGCACCCCGCUUCAGGGACUUCUUAAAGCUGAACCCCAUUGCCACCCCUGGGUAGUUUUCCUCUAGACUUAUGUGUCGGGGAAGUAAACUUUUUUUUCCUAAGAGAGGGAGGGUUGUAGGGGCAGGGAGGUAGAGAGAGUGAGUCUUAAGCAGUCUCCACCUCCAGCACGGAACCCGACACAGGACUUGAUCUCACAACCCUGAGACCAUGAUGUGAGCUGAAGGCAAGGGUCUGCUUAACUGACAGCCAUCCACUGCCCCAGGGAAGUAAACUUUUAUCUUGUAUAAGCUGUUGCUAUUUUGGGUCUCUUGCUCAGAGCCAAACCUAAUCCUGAUAGAGGCAGUAUCUACAUCAUCUAAGUUUUUGUAGAUACUGUGAAGAAAUUGGAUUUUAUUCUAAAUGCAAUGGGAAACCAUUGAAGUUUUAAGCAGGAGAGUAAUAUUAUCUAACAUGUUUUAUAAGAUAUGAGGGAGAAUGAGUUUUAGGUGGACAAGAGUGAAAGGAAAAACAGUUAAAAGAUUGUUGGAAAUGGUACGACUGCUACGGAGAAAUUAAUAUCUAGCAAAAUUAUGUGGGAUUUACCCUUUAACCAGCAGUCCCACUUCUGGCAUUCUAUCCCCGAAACUCACUGGCAAAACAUAAAUGAAGCCUGUACAAGGCUAUCUAUUGCAAUAGUAUUUGUAAUAGCAAGACUGAAAAAAAUCCAAAUGCCUAUCAAAGGGGGAUUGUUUGAAUAAAUUAUGGUGUAGCUGCACAGUGAAUUACUACUAUCUGACUAUAAAAAGGUUUGAGGAAGAUAAUCUAAUACUACCAUGGAGUGAUCUUGAUCUCUAAGAGGCGUUGUUGGAAGAGUAUGCGGACAGUGUAAAUACAGUAUGCUCUCUUUUAUAGGAGAAAUGGGUAAAAUAUGAGUUUGUGUGUAUUUCCUUUAUGUUUCUAAAAAACAAUGGAAGGAUAAACCAAAAACAAAUAAAAAUGUUACUUAUUAGGGGGAAGGAAGAAACUGGAUAAAGGGAACAGGAAUGGAAGUUAAAACUUACUUGAUUGUUCCUUGUUUAGAGUUUAGAACUAUGUAAGUGUUUUAUUUAGUUAGAAACAAAAUUGGAUCAAAAAGAAAAAGUGAUCCUUAAAAACUGAAAAUAAAUAAACCUAACUAUAUUUAAUUCAUGCCAUAAUCACCAAAGAAUUAUAUUUAGUAUUUUUAAAUCCUAGUAUUUUGACUUUAUAUUGUCAGCUAUAUCUUAGGAAAAGAAGAGCAGCAAAGGAAUUUAAGUUGUACUCAGUUACCUUGUUACUAAUAAUAUUGGUAUUCUUUUAUCAUUGUUUGUAAUAAGAUAAAACAUAACAAUGUUAUGAACCAAGAUUUUGAGCAUAAAACAUACACAAUUAUAAAGUAAAGUAAGCUCAGUAGAAACUCUGUAAUGUUAAAUUUGAAUUGGAGAUACCAGGGUGAACUCAUUUAUUUUCAAAAUGUCAAAGUUUUAAAUUUUGAUUAAGUCCAGCUUAUCAAUUAUUUUAUUUCUCAUGCCUUUGGUGUUGUGUCUAAGAAGUCAUUGGUUAAUCUGAGGUCCCAAAGGGUUACUCUUGUGUUUUUCUAAGGAUCUUACAAUUUUAGCUUUAAAUUUAGGUCUGUUAUCCAGAAUUUUGAGAUUUUAUGUAUGGGGUGAGGUAAGCAUUCAGAUUCAUCAUUUUGCAUAUUCAUUCAUUCUUAUCAUUCAUUUGUUCUAGUACCAUUUAUUAAAAAGACUUGUUUUCCCAUGUCACCUCUGUCACCUUUCUUAAAAAUCAUUUGGCCAUAGAUGCUUAUUUCUGGACUCUCAACUCUGUUUCAUUGAUGUCAGUCUUUAUGCCAGUAGCACACUGUCUUGAUUAGUGUAGCUUUGUAGUACAUUUUGAAAUCAGGGAGUAUGAGUCUUCCAGCUUUUCCUUUUUUUUUUUUUUUUUUAAAGAUUGUUUUGGUUAUUCUAGGUCUUUGGCAUUUCCAAAGAAUUUUAGCAUCAGCUGGUCAAUUUUGAAACAAAGUUAGCUGGGAUUUUGAUAGUGGUUGUGUUCAAUCUAUAGAUAAAUUUGGGGAGUACUGCCGUCAUAAUGGUAUUAAGUCUAAUAUUUAGUCUAUGAGCAUGGAUAUUUUCCCAUUUAUUUCAAGACUUCCUUCAGCAGCAUUUUGGAGUUUUCAGCAUACAAGUAUUGCACUUUUUUUUUGUUAAAUUUAUUCCUAAGUAUUUAUUUCAUGCUAAUGAGAAUGGCACAAAUUUUUUUUUCAAAAUAAGUGAAAAUUAUUUUGGAUAGGUCAGUAGCCAGGGAGUUUCAAAGUAGAACUCCAUGUCCAUCCAUACUCGAUAAUGACAGAUAAUUUUAUGUGUUUUCUGUUUUUGAAGAGAACACCUUUUAAAAAUAUGCUUACACUUUUACACAUUUGGAAUUGCUUCCUUAAGUUCAUUUUUGGAUUGUUGUGAGUAUAUAUUGCUCUUAUAUCCUGUGAUCUUGCUGAACUUGUUUAUUCUAGUAAUUUUUUCAGUGAAUUUCUUAGGAUUUUCUGUAUGCAAGACUAAAUGUCAUUUGUGAAUAAAAAGUUUUACUUAAUUUCAA
This is a messenger RNA of Lutra lutra (Eurasian river otter), 6255 nucleotides long. It is a transcript of the gene CENPL, whose product is annotated as centromere protein L. The record is from RefSeq and is a predicted model, not a curated record. The transcript is spliced from 5 exons. NCBI's taxonomy places the organism in Eukaryota, Metazoa, Chordata, Mammalia, Carnivora, Mustelidae. The coding region runs from base 562 to 1602 and encodes 346 amino acids.